UUAAAUUUGAUUCUUGUGAUUUCGAGUUCGACUAGCUUUGUGCAGCUCUGUACCAACUUGUAAUCUAUCUUAUAGAUAACGUUAUUAAUGUCAAAUGUUUUUUACUGUGUAAAAAAUAAAAAGUUAAAUAUGUCGUUGUUAACUAAUUUCAGUAUUACUUUCUUUAUUGUUAGUUUAUUGAUAUGUUUCAUUACUUGCGCUGACAAUAAUGUUGCUAAUGAAAAUGAACCCGAAAGUAUUACAAAAAUAGGACAAGGGGUCGGUCAUGUUAUGAAUAUUAAUUACUGUUACUCAUGUGGAUACAGAAAAGUUUUUGAAGACUAUGCAGGAAUAAUACAACAAAAAUAUCCAGAAAUUUCUGUUAUUGGUGCAAAUUAUGACCCUCCAGGCAUUAACAUGUAUCUGUCUAGAUUGAUUGGUUUUGGCAAAAUGAUUUUAAUCAUGUGCAUCUUGAGUGGUGUUAAUAUUUUUGCCUGGUUAAACAAACCACAACCGGCCUGGUGGAAUUGGUGCCUUGAGAACAAGUUAUAUGCUUGUAUGAUGAUGUUUUUCUUGGCCAACAUGAUUGAAGGUCAACUAGUGUCGUCGGGUGCAUUUGAAAUAUCUCUUAACAAUAUCCCCCUAUGGUCUAAAUUAGAAACUGGAAGAAUUCCACAACCACCCGAACUAUUUCAAAUUAUUGAUAACACAUUACAAUUCUCAAAAAUGGAUAUGAGUAAUAACUUUGCAAUAAAUUAAUAUUAAAAAAAAAUAUGCUUUAUGUUCUGUGGCAUUUUUUUAGAUGUACAUAAAACUAUAUCUGUAUAACUUUAAGAACAUUAGUAAAAAAAAAUUUUUUUUUAAACAGCAUAUUCUCUAUAUUUCAAAUAAAAACUGUUGCAGCUGGCCAUAGUUCAAAAUAAAGUAAUAUAACAUGUAUUGUGUAUAUAUUAUUUGAAUUAUGUAAAUAAAAACUGAAUGUUUUGUUGACCUUAA
Molecule: messenger RNA, 975 nt
Organism: Danaus plexippus (monarch butterfly)
Lineage: Eukaryota; Metazoa; Arthropoda; Insecta; Lepidoptera; Nymphalidae
Gene: SelT
Product: thioredoxin reductase-like selenoprotein T homolog CG3887
Exons: 3
Coding region: 88-738 (216 amino acids)
Biological process (GO): cell redox homeostasis
Cellular component (GO): endoplasmic reticulum membrane
Molecular function (GO): thioredoxin-disulfide reductase (NADPH) activity
Source: RefSeq, a predicted model, not a curated record